AUGGCGUUUCCUCAAGGGGACUCGAAGGCGCUUAAGGCAUACGGGCUGCCCACCAACGUGCUCGUCGACUGCUUGCUGCUUUCAAGACCAUGUUCGGUAGUUCGAGAAGUUACUGUGCAGGCUCUCGAUCAACUCGACAAGGCUGCCGGAUCGUCUAGUGCGCAGACGCGAGCCGUGUUCACCGGCAAGCCUGGCUGCGGCAAGAGCUAUGUCCUACUCCAGGCAGUGCAAUACGCUAUUCAGAAAGACUGGGUCACCUUGUACAUUCCUCGAGGGAUCGCCCUUGUUAAUUCGUCGACACCCUAUGUUUACGACCCGCGGACUCAGACGUACGGCCAGCCGGCUUUCGCGCAGCAGCUGCUUAAACGCUUCGUCGACGUCAACGAGAGAUUGAUAAAGGACUUGAAGGUUCAGGGUUCAUACCCCUUAAAGGAGACCGCAAUCAACAGCUCGUCGCCCCUUCUCGACAUGAUAAACAUCGGCAUCGAGUCUCAGGAGUCGGCACCAACAGUGCUCAGCGCGCUUCUCACGGAGCUGUCUAAGCAGACGAAAUUCCCAGUGCUACUCGCCAUCGAUGAUUUUCAGGCGCUUUACAGCCUGUCGACGUACCGCGACCCAUAUUUCAAGAUGGUCAAGGCAUAUCAUCUCACCCUUCCACGGACUCUCCUCGAGUUCGCGAGCGGGAAGCAGUCCUUCGCGCGCGGUGCCGUCCUCGGAGCGCUCUCCUCACAAAACACGACCUUCCGUCCCCCUCUUGAGCUGACAGAGGCGCUCGGGCUUCUACCAGACGUCCCGUCAAACCCGUACGUUCGCCGCGAGCCCGAGCUCAUUGAGUACGCAAAAGGGCUACGCAACUUCCCGGUGCCGGACCAGCUCACCAUCGACGAGGCCGCGUCGAUCUUCGAUAUAUGGCACAGCGUGAAGGCGUUGCACGUGGCGCGCGGGGACGAGGUGUUUUUGACGAAGUAUACGGAGGCGGGCGGGAACGCGCGGGAAUUUGUGCGCAAGAGCUUGUUGCAGACCGUUGCGAUGUAG
This is a messenger RNA of Dichomitus squalens LYAD-421 SS1, 1035 nucleotides long. RefSeq lists its product as uncharacterized. Bases 1 to 1035 code for a protein of 344 amino acids. Gene Ontology annotation, molecular function: structural constituent of ribosome. The transcript has 7 exons. NCBI's taxonomy places the organism in Eukaryota, Fungi, Basidiomycota, Agaricomycetes, Polyporales, Polyporaceae. The record is from RefSeq and is a predicted model, not a curated record. Gene Ontology annotation, cellular component: mitochondrial small ribosomal subunit.